UCACCUUGAAAUCCUUGAAAUCGUGCAAUUCUUGUCUCGCCUGGUUAAAUAAAUAAUUAUCAAUGUUUGGAAUAGUCGCGGGCCACUCCAGCUCAAAUAGAUAAUUAUUAUGAACCUUCAGCACCCUCCUACUCUACUACAUGUGAUUCAUGUGGAUAUUAGCUAGCGCUGCGCGACGUAGAUUUCACUUUUAGUCGCUCGCUCGCCUGGAGCUUCUGCUCACAACUUACAUAAUAUCUAUUACAAUAAAAAUUUCGAUUAAUAAACACAUUAUUUCAAAAUGGUGCUGACGAACGUACUACGAGGUGCUAGCAAACUGCGACCGCUACUCAACACACGCCUAAAUCUACCAACACAAUUAUUAUACACUACUGCUCCCAAAUUAGACAAAAAAGAAGUAAAAGUCACAUUUGUGAAGGCAAACGGUGACAGGAUACAAGCAAAAGGAAAAAUUGGUGAAUCGCUGCUGGAUGUUGUUGUGAACAACAAUGUGGACCUUGAUGGAUUUGGUGCGUGUGAAGGCACACUCACCUGUUCAACCUGCCAUCUAAUUUUUAAGAAACCUGACUUUGAUUCGCUGCCUGACAAAGCCACUGAGGAAGAGCUGGAUAUGUUGGAUUUGGCUUAUGAACUCACUGAUACAUCCAGAUUAGGCUGUCAAAUUAUCCUCACUGAGAAACUGGAUGGGUUAGAAGUGCAGCUUCCUUCUACAAUCAACGAUCAAAGAGGAAAUUAAUACAAAAUGGUGCAUAUUACAUUUGGAUGACAAAAUGAACUAAAUAAAUCUAUUUUUAUGAUAGUUAUAUUAUUAUUAGGCAAUAUUACUUGUAAUUAUUGUAAAUUACUGUCGUGGUAAUCAUCAGGUCAAUUUCUAAUUGUUUUCAAUGUGUAAACCUAAUCAAUUUGCGUUUUUAUGCUUAUUUAAUAUAUAAUUUUGUUUAUUUAAGUAUUUCUAAGUAAAUAUAUACUAUUAUUAUUUUGUUAUUUAUUAAGUUUAUGUUACAAUUGUUUAUUGUAAUAAAUAAUUGCAAUUGAAUGAA
Molecule: messenger RNA, 1040 nt
Organism: Dalotia coriaria
Lineage: Eukaryota; Metazoa; Arthropoda; Insecta; Coleoptera; Staphylinidae
Gene: Fdx2
Product: Ferredoxin 2
Exons: 2
Coding region: 281-736 (151 amino acids)
Biological process (GO): P450-containing electron transport chain
Molecular function (GO): 2 iron, 2 sulfur cluster binding
Source: RefSeq, a predicted model, not a curated record